AUGCUGCUAAGAAGGCUCUACGGUGCUCGGAGGACCGUAGCCAGCGUUGUUCCCCGACUUGUAGAAUUAUGCGACGUCUGUGUCGUUGGAGGGGGCCCCGCGGGGCUAGCUACCGCAAUAAGAUUGAAACAGCUAGAUAAAGAUAACAAGUACAGGGUUGUUGUCCUCGAGAAGGCGACAGAUUUUGGAGGCCACAUUGUCAGCGGCGCUGUGGUCAACCCUGUCGCAUUGAAGGAGUUGUUUCCGGAGCGCGAUACAUCUCAGAAGUACCCAGAUGGACUAUUUACGGAGGUAACGGAGGACCAGUUUAAAUUACUGAUGGGCAAGAAACUUGCUAUCCCAGUGCCCAUGCCAUCCUCUAUGCGCAACAAGGGGAAGAACUGGGUUUGUUCAUUGAACCAGUUGACCAAAUGGUUAUCCGAGAGGGCCGAUGAACUUGGUGUCGAAUUGUACCCUGGAGUAAGUGUCUCCGAUAUGAUUUACAAAGGCAAUGAGGUGGCUGGGGUUGCCACGAAGGAUCUCGGGAUCGACAAAGCUGGGAAGCCUAAACCAGACAAUUUUGAGAGAGGGUUGCAAUUUCAGGCUAGAACAACGUUGCUGGCAGAGGGUUGUCGCGGAUCUUUGACUAAGGAGAUCUUAAAGAAAUACAAUCUGUACGGUCCCUCAAAACAGACCUAUGGGCUUGGUAUCAAAGAGGUAUGGCAGGUUACCCCUGACAAAUUCAAGAAGGGGUUCACCUCCCACACUAUGGGGUACCCUCUGUCAAAGAACGUCUACGGCGGCGGGUUUCAGUACCAUUUUGGCGAGAACCUAGUAGCCGUCGGGCUUGUUGUUGGGUUGGAUUACGCCAACCCGUACGUGUCACCUUAUCAAGAAUUCCAAAAGAUGAAGCAUCACCCGUACUAUGCUAAUGUGUUGGAAGGUGGUAAAUGCAUCUCGUACGCGGCCCGGACAUUGAACGAAGGUGGGUUGCAAGCGAUCCCGCAAUUGAACUUCCCUGGUGGUGCACUAGUCGGUGCAUCUGCCGGGUUCAUGAACGUGCCCAAGAUCAAGGGCAGCCACACUGCCAUGAAGAGCGGCAUGCUGGCUGCAGAGGAGAUCUACCGCCAGUUAUCCGGUUUGGAGUCCCUCGAGAGCGCCAUCCCAGCGGAUAUCGAAGAGCUAACGUCUGAGAAUGUUGACAAACUGGAACUGGGCGCGACCUUAAACUUGAAGGCCUACCCUGAAGCGGUUUCCAAAUCGUGGAUCCACGACGAGUUAUAUGAGGUGCGUAACAUCAGACCUGCAUUCAACAACAAGCUGUUUGGGUUGUACGGUGGGAUGUCAUACUCCGGUCUUGACGCUAUGAUUCUCAAGGGCCGCGUUCCCUGGACUUUCCAAUUCCGCGGGACAGACGCCCAGCACACACAGCCAGCGGCGAACUUCAAAGCUAUCGAGUAUCCUAAACCGGACGGGAAGUUAUCGUUUGAUAUUAUGACGUCGAUCUCCAGAACGGGUACCUACCACGACGAUACGGAACAGAACCACUUGCGUAUUGGUCCUACACAGGAUCUGCAGGCACACUCGCGUAAAUCCUGGGACAAGUACCAAGGUGUCGAGUCUCGUUACUGCCCUGCAGGUGUUUAUGAGUUUUUGAAGGACGAUGCAACGGGAGAGAUGAAGUUUGUUAUCAAUUCGCAGAAUUGCAUUCAUUGCAAGACGUGCGAUAUCAAGGACCCGACAGGGGACACUAACUGGGUGGUUCCAGAAGGAGGCGACGGGCCCAAGUACUUCUGUACUUGA
Molecule: messenger RNA, 1782 nt
Organism: Huiozyma naganishii CBS 8797
Lineage: Eukaryota; Fungi; Ascomycota; Saccharomycetes; Saccharomycetales; Saccharomycetaceae
Gene: CIR2
Product: electron-transferring-flavoprotein dehydrogenase
Exons: 1
Coding region: 1-1782 (593 amino acids)
Biological process (GO): electron transport chain
Cellular component (GO): mitochondrial inner membrane
Molecular function (GO): electron-transferring-flavoprotein dehydrogenase activity; iron-sulfur cluster binding
Source: RefSeq, a predicted model, not a curated record